This is a messenger RNA of Linnemannia hyalina, 552 nucleotides long. Lineage: Eukaryota; Fungi; Mortierellomycota; Mortierellomycetes; Mortierellales; Mortierellaceae. The record is from the annotation of a GenBank genome assembly.
AUGUCCUGGAGUCCCUUCGCAAAAGGAGCAGCCGUCAUCGCCGGAGUCGUCGCUUUACCCCUGGCUAUUCCUGUAGUAGUAGGGGCAGCUGGUUUUGGCGCAGGAGGAAUCGUCGCUGGAUCUUGGGCCGCCUCAUUUAUGGCGUCUUAUGGAGGAGCCGUUACCGCAGGUUCUGCUUGUGCUGUACUCCAGUCCGUCGGAGCAGCCGGUCUGGGUGUCGCCGGAACUACGCUUGCCGGUGUCGUUGGAGGAGCGGCUGCAGGAGCGGCGGUGGCGGCUGGGAGCGCAGGAAAGGGCGAUGGGGACGAUAAAAAAGGCGAUGGAGACGAUGAAAAGAGCGAUGGAGACGAUGAAAGCGAAGACGGCACCUAUAUUGGAGAUGAUGAAGACGAUGGUGAUAAUAGUGGUGGCGGAAGCAACGGAGUUGCAUUAAGAAACAACAGCAAGGUCGAUGAUGACACCAAGAUGAUCCGAGAUAUGAUGGACGACACUCACGCCAAAGAGAUCCAUGCAUUUUACCAGCAUACGUCGACUGAUGUCAAGAAGUGGUAG